Cebus imitator (Panamanian white-faced capuchin) is the source of this 4688-nucleotide messenger RNA. It is a transcript of the gene PPP1R10, whose product is annotated as protein phosphatase 1 regulatory subunit 10. The coding region runs from base 759 to 3536 and encodes 925 amino acids. Gene Ontology annotation, molecular function: metal ion binding. The record is from RefSeq and is a predicted model, not a curated record. Gene Ontology annotation, cellular component: nucleus. The transcript is spliced from 19 exons. NCBI's taxonomy places the organism in Eukaryota, Metazoa, Chordata, Mammalia, Primates, Cebidae.
UUGGCUGGUUUGUCGUUUAGUGGGUAAAAUUUUGCGGAGCUCUUUGGAUCUGGGAAGUGGGGUCGGGAUGGGUUCAUUUGACAUCCACGUCAUAAAUAAAGCGGCUGUGUUUAUGAUGGGACGCAGAGAUGUGUUUUGGGACAACAAAGGUGGCAGUUCUGGGUGUUUCUGAAGAAACCCAUACUGAUUACAUCUUUCUCCCUUGUGUUCCUUUUAUCCCAGGUUUGAAUUUUCUCGGAGAAAGACAGGCCGGCCACGAGGAAAACAGAAACAAGCCGCAGCAACAUCUAAGCCCUUGAAAGGAUCCUGAGAGCGGGGGGAAAGGGAAAACAGCAGCCACCAGCCCAACCACUUGUGUCUUCUACCCCUUCCCACCUAUCUUGCCCACCCCACCAGCCCAUGCUGCUUGGGACUUGAAAUCUGUGGCCGAAGGACCGUCACCACAUAACUUCAAAAAUAAUCAACCACCCUCCCUUCCCAAACCACCCAAAUUCACUCAUCCAGCGUUUACUUUUUUUGAAUCCACUCAGAACUUUUUUCUGCGACCCCCCUCCCUAAAUGGAGUUGGGUGGGGGGGGAAAUGAAUACUGAGUUGGCCUUCAUUUUUUUUAAAAGACUUUUUGAUCCAAUGAGGCCCCCUAAAUAAUUGAGUUUUGGGUCCUGGUUGGUUGUUUUAUUUUUUUUCCUCCAAAAUUUUACCCCCUCCCCCCUGAGCCCGAGGUGCUGACGUCGCAAAAAAUUUGGAUAAAACCACCAUCAUGGGUUCGGGUCCCAUAGACCCCAAGGAACUUCUCAAGGGCCUGGAUAGCUUCCUUAACCGAGAUGGGGAAGUCAAAAGUGUGGAUGGCAUUUCCAAGAUCUUCAGUUUGAUGAAGGAAGCACGAAAGAUGGUGAGUCGAUGCACUUACUUGAACAUUCUCCUGCAGACCCGUUCACCAGAAAUACUGGUCAAGUUUAUUGACGUCGGUGGCUACAAACUUCUCAACAGUUGGCUAACAUAUUCAAAGACAACCAACAACAUUCCCCUCCUCCAGCAAAUUCUACUGACCCUGCAGCACCUGCCGCUCACUGUAGACCAUCUCAAGCAGAACAACACAGCUAAACUGGUGAAACAACUGAGCAAGUCAAGUGAGGACGAAGAGCUCCGGAAACUGGCCUCAGUCCUUGUCAGCGACUGGAUGGCUGUCAUCCGCUCUCAGAGCAGUACCCAGCCCACUGAGAAAGAUAAGAAGAAACGUAAAGAUGAGGGAAAAAGUCGAACUACCCCUCCUGAGCGACCUUUGACUGAGGUGAAGGCUGAGACCCGGGCCGAGGAGGCCCCAGAGAAGAAGAGGGAGAAGCCCAAGUCUCUUCGAACCACAGCACCCAGUCAUGCCAAGUUCCGUUCCACUGGACUAGAGCUGGAGACACCGUCCUUGGUGCCUGUGAAGAAGAACGCCAGCACAGUGGUGGUUUCUGACAAGUACAACCUUAAACCCAUCCCCCUCAAACGUCAGAGCAACACAGCUGCCCCAGGAGAUGCUGUCCCCCCUGCAGAGAAGAAAUACAAGCCACUCAACACAACACCUAAUGCCACCAAAGAGAUCAAAGUGAAGAUCAUCCCACCACAGCCUAUGGAGGGCCUCGGCUUUCUGGAUGCUCUCAAUUCAGCCCCUGUUCCAGGCAUCAAAAUUAAGAAGAAGAAAAAAGUGCUGUCACCUACAGCUGCCAAGCCAAGCCCCUUUGAAGGGAAAACGAGCACAGAACCAAGCACAGCCAAACCUUCUUCCCCAGAACCAGCACCACCUUCUGAGGCAAUGGACACAGACCGUCCAGGCACCCCAGUUCCCCCUGUUGAAGUCCCGGAGCUCAUGGAUACAGCCUCUUUGGAGCCUGGAGCUCUGGAUGCCAAGCCAGUGGAGAGUCCUGGAGAUCCUAACCAGCUGACCCGGAAAGGCAGGAAAAGGAAAACUGUGACAUGGCCUGAGGAGGGCAAACUGAGGGAAUACUUCUAUUUUGAAUUGGAUGAAACUGAACGAGUAAAUGUGAAUAAGAUCAAGGACUUUGGCGAGGCAGCUAAGCGAGAGAUACUGUCAGACCGACAUGCAUUUGAGACAGCUCGGCGUCUGAGCCAUGACAACAUGGAGGAGAAGGUGCCCUGGGUGUGCCCCCGGCCCCUGGUUCUGCCAUCACCUCUUGUCACCCCUGGAAGCAAUAGUCAGGAGCGAUAUAUCCAGGCUGAGCGGGAGAAGGGAAUCCUUCAGGAGCUCUUCCUGAACAAGGAGAGUCCUCAUGAACCUGAUCCUGAGCCCUAUGAGCCUAUACCCCCUAAACUAAUCCCCCUAGAUGAGGAGUGUUCCAUGGAUGAGACUUCAUAUGUUGAGACCCUGGAACCUGGGGGGUCAGGUGGCUCACCUGAUGGGGCAGGAGGCUCCAAGUUGCCUCCAGUUCUCGCCAAUCUUAUGGGAAGCAUGGGUGCUGGAAAGGGCCCCCAAGGCCCUGGAGGAGGAGGCAUUAAUGUGCAGGAGAUCCUUACCUCCAUCAUGGGUAGCCCAAACAGUCAUCCUUCAGAGGAACUACUGAAACAGCCAGACUAUUCAGACAAGAUCAAGCAGAUGCUGGUGCCACAUGGACUGUUAGGCCCUGGCCCAAUAGCCAAUGGUUUCCCACCAGGGGGUCCUGGGGGCCCCAAGGGCAUGCAGCACUUUCCCCCUGGACCUGGGGGACCUAUGCCAGGUCCCCAUGGAGGCCCUGGUGGGCCAGUGGGUCCACGUCUCCUGGGUCCUCCACCCCCUCCCCGGGGUGGUGAUCCCUUCUGGGAUGGCCCAGGUGACCCCAUGAGGGGUGGCCCAAUGCGGGGGGGUCCAGGACCAGGUCCUGGACCAUACCAUAGAGGCCGAGGUGGCCGAGGGGGAAACGAACCUCCUCCCCCUCCUCCUCCUCCAUUUCGAGGUGCCAGAGGAGGUCGCUCUGGAGGAGGUCCCCCAAAUGGACGAGGGGGGCCUGGUGGGGGCAUGGUUGGAGGUGGUGGGCAUCGUCCCCAUGAAGGUCCUGGCGGUGGCAUGGGCAACAGCAGUGGACAUCGUCCCCACGAAGGCCCUGGCGGUGGCAUGGGCAGUGGGCAUCGCCCCCAUGAAGGCCCUGGUGGUAGCAUGGGCGGGGGUGGAGGACAUCGUCCCCAUGAAGGCCCUGGCGGUGGCAUCAGUGGUGGCAGUGGCCAUCGUCCCCACGAAGGCCCUGGCGGAGGAAUGGGUGCCGGUGGUGGACAUCGCCCUCAUGAAGGCCCUGGACACGGUGGCCCCCAUGGCCACCGGCCUCAUGAUGUCCCUGGUCACCGAGGCCAUGACCAUCGAGGGCCGCCUCCUCAUGAGCACCGUGGCCAUGAUGGCCCUGGCCACGGGGGAGGGGGCCACCGAGGGCACGAUGGAGGCCACAGCCAUGGAGGAGACAUGUCAAACCGCCCUGUCUGCCGACAUUUCAUGAUGAAGGGCAACUGCCGCUAUGAGAACAACUGUGCCUUCUACCACCCGGGUGUUAAUGGCCCCCCCCUGCCCUAGGGACCAUAUGCCUGCCCUGUUCACACCACCCCUGUGGACUGCAGCCUCGCUCCUUCCACCCUGUUAUGGCUUCUGUGAGGCCCAUUUUCCCCUUUCCCCAGCUGAUGAGGAGCCGGCCCCCUCAGUUCCCACUUGCUUGGGUUCUUGGGGGUUUUCUGAUCACUGGUGCGCAUUGAUGUACAUAUUUUCCUCCGGUCUGGGGAGGAGAGAGACUGGUAACGUUCUGUACCCUGGACUGCUGAAGAGGAGACCCAGUUGGCUUCACUUUUUGAGAAGAUUUGCCCUGUACCCCAAACCCCUUUCCAGUAUUGCCCGUAAUGCCCGAGAACCUAAAGCUGGUUAUCCUGGAGAAAACCCCUACCCUUCUAUUGCGGGUCCCCACAUGCACACAGAACUCUGACGCAGGAUCAGCUGCACUUAAGAAAUCAUCCCAGCUAAGCUCAUUAUUCUUCAUGGGGUGGGGAGAUGGUGAAGGGGUAUUGUAUAUCCCACUGCACUGAGGGGGCUCAAUCAGCUGGAUUUGAGUUCUGGAACACACAUCAUCCCCACUCCUCCUCCAGCAUGGGCUCCAUUCUGAGUCCUUUCUCAAGUGGGACCUUGAACUUUCUGUGAACAACCAUUCUGCAUCCUGGGUCUGCUAGGUUCGAUGAUAGUGAACUCAUAUCUGCAUCCAGUGAAAGUUUAGCUGGCAGAAGUGAGGCCGGUGGUGGUCUGCCCUUGCCAACUACAGCCAGUCUGUAGACUUGAUAAAAUACUUCAGUGAGACCAGCUUCUCAUCAACUUGUGCCCAGCAUGCUGGGCCUGAAAGUCGCACUACAUGCACUGCCUUUGGGAGUUACCGCACUCCCUGCCCCUACCUGGAACCUUGUCAGCGUGAAGGAGGCCUCCUGCUACUUCACCCUGUCAACCGCCUCUGAAUCCCCACCAGGCACCUUCCUGGGUGGAUUCAACAAGAUGAUUUUGCCCUUUCCCAGUCCUCUCCUUCACCUUGGCAUCAGUUGUUUUCUAUGAAAACAGUGGAUUGGUUGGGUCUUGUGCAGGGUCUUGGGUUAGAGCCACAAUGGAUUUGAGGAUGAGUAUUUUCUUUUUCUUUUGGUUUUGUAUAUUUUGUACAUUAAUAAUAAACAGUGGAAAGAGAAGCAGCUUAUUUAA